GCUACUGCUAGCUAGCCUAGCCGUGCUGCUGAGCAAUGACAUGCUUUGAUAUAGAAAUGCUAUUCCAACGGGGCACAGCGUCUCAUCAGCUAGGCUAGCCUGUUGGAGUGGAAAAUUAACUGGCUGCUAACUGCGAGUCUGGAUAUCAUUAGUGUGCACCCAGCUGUAGUUUAUGUGACGGUCCUUCACGCUGAAUAUUCACCUAACGGAGACGAGAAGAGGUGGCCAUCAGCUAUCGGGUCUACAGAGACGUACCAGAGCCCUUGAAGUUCUCAGCUUUGAUGCAGUGCAGUGAACCUGGUGCAAGAUGACGGAAGAGGUGAUUGUCAUUGCCAAGUUUGACUACAUGGCCCAGCAGGACCAGGAGCUGGACAUCAAGAAAAACGAGCGCCUCUGGCUCCUUGACGACUCCAAAUCCUGGUGGAGGGUACGAAAUGCAACCAACAAAACAGGUUUUGUGCCGUCCAACUAUGUGGAGAGGAAAAACAGCGCCAGGAAAGCUUCUAUUGUCAAGAAUCUCAAAGACACACUAGGAAUCGGGAAGGUGAAGAGCAGGAAAGGAGAGAGGGGCACAGCCUCCAACACAGACACAGACAUGUACGAUAAUGGAGAGCGGCUAUAUGACCUUAAUCUUCCUGCACUGGUCAAGUUCAGCUACACGGCUGAGCGCGAGGACGAGCUGUCUCUCGUGAAAGGCACACGCGUGGUGGUGAUGGAGAAGUGCAGCGACGGAUGGUGGCGUGGCAGCUACAACGGGCGCUCCGGCUGGUUUCCGUCCAACUACGUGACGGAGGACGUGGAUGGGACGGCAGGGGGAGGGGGCAUGGGCAGGCUCGGAGACCCGGCGGGAUCGUUGACGGAGAAGUUGGCGGCGGUAGUAAACAGCACCACCAAUGGAAACCGAGUGCUGCACACGGUCCAGGCGCUCUACCCGUUCAGCUCCGUCAACGACGAGGAGUUAAACUUUGAGAAAGGCGAGGUGAUGGAGGUCGUGGAGAAGCCGGAAAACGACCCAGAGUGGUGGAAGUGUCGUAAAGCAGAUGGACAGCUGGGCUUGGUGCCUAAAAACUACGUCACUGUGCUGGACUCCACUUCUCAUAAACCUGGAGCAGGGCCUGCUGGGCCGCCCACACCUGACUGUGACUACAUCUCACCUUCAGGCAGCGGGCGCUUCGCAGGGAAGGAGUGGUACUAUGGGAAGGUGACGCGCCACCAAGCAGAGGUGGCCCUCAACCAGAGAGGCAUCGAGGGAGACUUCCUCAUCCGAGACAGCGAGUCAUCGCCAAACGACUUCUCCAUCUCCCUGAAAGCGCAGAGCAAGAACAAGCAUUUCAAAGUGCAGCUGAAGGAAAACCUUUACUGCAUCGGACAGCGUAAGUUCAACUCCAUGGAGGAGCUUGUGGAACACUACAAAAAGGCCCCCAUCUUCACCAGCGAGCAGGGAGACAAACUGUACCUGAUCAAGGCCUUGGCUGCCUCCUGAUCCUUCUCUGUAGCAGCCACAUAUAUACACAUACAUGCACUUACACUCACAGAAAUAGAUGUUUAACUGCAUCCAUAUAUAUACAUACAGAUACUUAACAGCAGAACACUCACACUAACAUUCAGACUCCCAGCCUGAGGACUAAACACAUCAUCAGGACUGUAAUGCCCGAUUUGUGAGCAUUCCAAGAGGAGGGAUGGAAAAGGACAGGAGAGGAGGACAUGGAUAAAGGGGAGACAAAAAGACUAUGGACUCCUGAGAGAUGACUACAGACCUCUUGGUCGCAUAUUUUAAAUUAUCCAGAUGUGUUAGGUCAUAGGCUACGCCAUGUAUUUCCACCUUGAUAUCUAUUAGAGUCGCAUUUAGUUUCCUCUUUUUGUUUAUGUUGAUAAUAUAUAAUCUUUUUAACAGUUUCUUUUUAAAAUGUGAUGAUUUUUAACUGUAUUCAAUACACAACAAAACAUACACAGGCAUUUUUCAGAGCGGCCCAUCGAGGUCUACACUGCAACUCAUGUUUGUGUCGUCUGUCUUAAUUCACUCUUUGUGGACACGCUAAUCCACGACUUCUGCUAACUGCUAAUCAUGAAUAAAAACUAAGUGACCAAAAUAUAUUUAUUGAUACGAUUCUGUUAGGAUCACAGUUGCAGAAACACUCAGACACAUGAAGAUUUUGGAGGUCAUCUUUUUUGUCUCACUGCUUGUCUCACAUAUUGCUGUAUCCAUAUCAUGUGAAUGUUACAAAGCUAAGGCAUCACAGACAGGCAGUGGAGGGGGGCUUAAAAAAUAUCCCAUGACUUUGCAUGCAUGCACGCUUAACGGGAUAGCGUCCUCCUCACUCACGCCUUCACUGCAUCUCCCAAAGGAGGGAUUGGCUGUCCACAUUAGUGACGCCGGGUGCAUUUGUGUCUUGAGGUCAUGCAGAGAGUCAGAAAGGGUUUCCAGAGAGCCCACCACCCACCUGUGAUGACUGACAGCUGAUGUGUCCUUGUAUGUUGCCAAAGGGGGCGUUUUCUCUUGAGAUGAAGCAGGAAGAAGGGCGAGAAGCGGGGCUAUCGGGGUGUAACCUCCUUCCAAAUUACCCGCCUGUUCUUCAAGAGCUGGGAGGGGAAAUGAAGGGCCAGUCAAGGCGGUCCUGAGGAUGAUGUCAUUGCUCCAGAAUUAGUGAUCACUUGAGGGAGUGGAGGGUCAUGCAGGGGUCUCGUUUGUGUGCUUGCAGUCACAUACAUCAAGCUAGAAUACGCCCUCUUCCUCGAGGAUUUAAAGAAACAUCUCUUAUGGUUUAAAGCCAGAUAUUUCUGCAUUUAUUUCCUUUGGAAGGCAACUGAGUUUGUUUUCCCCGAUGUUGUGAAUGUCAGCAGAACACAUGGUUUGUAUUUACAGUAUAGGUCUCUGGUGAGUGGGUGUUGUUUGAGUGAAAACGGACCAAGUGGAGUUGCAUGUCGAGGGGGCAGCUUGCAUUAGCGCCUGCAAUCAGAGCUGCAGCAGCGUUUGGCAGGGAGCUGCUCCAGCAGGGAAGACGAAGGAUGAUGAUGCUGGCGGUGAUGAGUUCUCCAGCUGUUGGAUCAAGCACAGAGAAAUAGAGAGAGAGAGGGAGGAAGAGAGGGAGUAAAGGGGAUUUUAUAGAGGAGGAAUGGAAAAAUAGACCCUUAAAAACAAGAGCAGGAUCUAUAGGGAGGAUCUGGAUUAGCGCUCCUAGUCGUGAGCAGAGCCAGAGCUGAUGUAUCGGAACAGAAUGAAAGGAUUUCUGGAGGGCAGGGGCUUUUAAGGUCUGGGUAUGAAAUAGUCAGCAGAGCUAAGAAGAGUGCAAAACAUGGGUGUGAACUUUUUUGUCUUCUUCUGCUUCCCUAGGUGAUUGACACAUCUAUUCAUGAUGUGAUAAAUGGAUGAAAAACAGGAUCACUGUUAGCUUCCGUGUUGAGUUCUGAUGAGUUAAAAAGGCGAGGUCUAAUUAUAAAUAUAAAGACAGGGUCCUUGAUUGAUCCUUUUGAAAAGACACAUUCCAGGAUUUAAAUGAGUCAAAAUGUAAAACACGAUAGUUAUCAGUGAGGCUUUUUCCAUCCCUUGAUUAUGAAAUCAUUUUAUUUAUCCUGCCUGUUCUGACUUUAGUGCUUCUUUUCCUCUUUUCUCUGGAGUAAUCUGGAUUCAUGUUGUUUAUUUCACCUGAUCCCUAACUGUUCUAUCUGUGCCAUUUUCUUUGUUUAUUUGACAAUUAAUGUGAGAUACUAUUUGCCUCCAGCGACCUUUUGGUGAAAUUUUCCUCCCAUGUCUCCAGCUCUAGCAUCUGCGACAUUACACAGCAUUAAAGUGACAAACGCCAACGCCAUGUGCCCCAGUUUGAAGGAUUUAGGAGAUUUUUUUUUGUUAAUGUGCCUUCACAGCUUUCUGUCAACCAAAGGUUUAGCGCCCCCCCCCCUUUUUUUUUUAAGUCUCUAUCUUCUCUUGUCACCACCAUGCACUAUUUGGUUGCUUUUUUGCAUGUGCAUCAGUCACGUCUGCUCAGUGAGUGAGCAAACAUCCUCAUAUCUGAAAGGGUAUUUCCUCAUUUAGAGCUCACUUUGACAAUAGAGGCUUAAUGUUUAUUCUCACGCAUAAAAUGCCCAUGUCUCGUUUUCAAGUGACCUUAACCUUUGCGGAUUUCAUCAUUGAAAUGAAUCAGUGAAUGCCUACAUGUACAGUAUAAAAUAUGUGAUGUUCAUUCAGAAGCAGAACUCCCAGGUGUGAUGUAAUCAUGACCUGAAUCUCGUGUACGAGCACCUCAAGUGUAACGGUAUCACAUAUUGUUGGUUGUGAAGAAACUGUCAUGGUUUCCUAGGAAAAAAGUUUGUGUUUCAUAAAAGACUAGAAUAAGACAUUCACUUUGCAGUUUAGCCACUUAAAUAUGUAAAAAUCCUAAAUGUUAUACUUGAUAUUCAAAGACAGAACUGCAUUCAUAUAGUUAUAUACUGGGAUUCAUUUUACACCAAUGGAGGCCGCAUGAGCAGAGCCUUGUAGCUGUACAGAAAAGAUUUAAAAAUCAGUCACUUUUGUCAGAUAUUAUCAAGAGAUUGUUUAUCAAACUAUUUCAAGAACUACAACUCAGCAGGAAUUCCUGACUGUGAAACAAGCCUGAGAUGACUCCUACCGUUGAUUUCUUGAUAAUAUUCUGAAACAAAUGACCCCGUGUUGGUGCUUUUGUGCUGCUUACAUUUCUAUGGUGUUCGUUGUCUCAAAAAGCUUUUUUUUGUUGUUGUUUUUUUUAUUUUCUGUAUGAGAGAGAGUGAAGAAAACAGAACCAUGCUGUGGAAUGAGAAAGGCAGUGCUGUGAAAUUUAAUGUCAUGCUCUUAAUACUGUUUUUACGGAGGGGAGAUUGUCUUCAGGUGUAAUAAUUUAGAAGAGUUUAUUAGAGUGUUCAAAGACUUAAUAAA
Molecule: messenger RNA, 4888 nt
Organism: Cheilinus undulatus (humphead wrasse)
Lineage: Eukaryota; Metazoa; Chordata; Actinopteri; Labriformes; Labridae
Gene: nck1b
Product: NCK adaptor protein 1b
Exons: 5
Coding region: 308-1483 (391 amino acids)
Biological process (GO): positive regulation of translation in response to endoplasmic reticulum stress; negative regulation of PERK-mediated unfolded protein response; positive regulation of endoplasmic reticulum stress-induced intrinsic apoptotic signaling pathway
Molecular function (GO): ephrin receptor binding
Source: RefSeq, a predicted model, not a curated record